Molecule: messenger RNA, 3807 nt
Organism: Acanthisitta chloris (rifleman)
Lineage: Eukaryota; Metazoa; Chordata; Aves; Passeriformes; Acanthisittidae
Gene: SYNM
Product: synemin, intermediate filament protein
Exons: 3
Biological process (GO): fast-twitch skeletal muscle fiber contraction; intermediate filament cytoskeleton organization
Cellular component (GO): costamere; sarcolemma; neurofilament cytoskeleton
Molecular function (GO): structural constituent of cytoskeleton; structural constituent of muscle; vinculin binding
Source: RefSeq, a predicted model, not a curated record
AGAAUAAUUGAUGCCCUAGAAGAAGAAAAGCAGUUCCUGACCAACUCCAUCACAGAUUACUUGAAGGACUAUCAAGAACUACUGCAGGUGAAAGCAGGUCUCAUCCUUGAAAUUGAAACCUACAGAGCUUUGUUAGAAGGGGAGAGCAACCAGUGGAUUAUUACAUGGAGAGAACAGCACGGAGGGAAAUUGCCUCAAGAUAUUAUAAAUGCUUCAUAUAACUACACUGAUAUUUACUCUACUUAUGAAGAAAGAAAUAGAAAUAAAGCUUCACCAGCUCCCAGGAUCACUGACACCAGGCACAGGAUGCCAGUGACACACACGAGCAGCUCUGCACGUUACUCGGCUCACUCCACACAGGCUGGAUCUGGUGGAAGAACCUUUGGAAGAGAUGUACUUGGUUCCACUUAUCGCCCUUCAACAACUGUUACAAAGGAUGAAAGGAUUGUAACAGACCACAAGGAAAUGAGAACAUUCACUCCUGCCUAUAGUAGCUGGAAAAGCACUGAAAUGCAGCAAAAGACAGUUCCAGAAAGAAAGAAAACAGAAGUUACAACUUCAUCCACAGUAUCUUUUUCCAAAGAAUCAGCACGUGCUGAAAGAUCAGACAAGAGUCACAAGUCUGAUGCUGAAGGUACAAGAACAAAACCAAACCUCACUAGAUUUCCAGCUUAUGAGCUGAUUACCAAUGCAAAACCAUCUAGAUAUGAAGAAACUAUAACUGAAACUCGGACCACACUGAAAGAAAGAAGAGGAGGCAGCAAACCAACUGAAGAGAAAACAUCUCUGCUGAAAGAAAAAGAUAAGCUGGAGAAACAAACAAAGGAUGAGAAAAAGCAAACAGAUGAGAAAACUCUUAUAGAAGAUAGAAGUGCUGAUUUUGGAAGGAAGACUGAGCAGAAAACAUAUAUCCGUGAGGAGGUUAACCAGAAAUUAACAGGGAGUGAUAUUUCUAAUGCAAGAACUUUGAAAAGUGAAUCAACCAAAAGAGGUACAAAUGUGACCUCAGAAUCAAGAAGCAAAGAGGUCAUUGAGAUACCCAUCAGCAUUGAAGGGGCUGCUCCCGACAAAGGAUCUCGGAGAAAUAAAGAUAUAAGGGUACAAGGUGUUAAAACUUACUUAGGAAGUGAAACAGAUGACUAUGUAACUAAAUCUGCUGAAACUCACCAAGUGAGGAUUUCAGAAGCAGAAUCCAGUCUGGAAGAACAAAUCAGCGAUGGAACUCAUCAAAUGGGAACUCUGCCAACGGAAAAUAUAGCAGAGAAUAUUGUUGCUGACAUUCUUAAAACUUUUACACAGUCCUCUAGUUCACAAAUGUCAACAGACUCCAAAGUGACCUAUUUUAAUAAGGAAGAACAGCCAGAUGAAGGGAAAAUAAAGACCAAGAUCACAGUGCAGUCUCAAGUUCAAGAAGACAUAGAUAUUUCUGAUGAAGGUGACUUAGGACGUCUCUCAAACCAGGAUGUUAGAAAGGUGAUUCGAGAGGGUGUUGAGGGAGCUCCUUCCAGAGAGGAGAUAGAAGAUAUAGUACAUCACGGCCUGAAAGGAAGUGAGGGCGGAAAGAAUGUGUCUGUUAAUGUUGAGAUUGUAGAGGAAACACUAGAUUAUGCCACUGAUGAGUUUUCAACACCUUUUGAAGUAGAAGAAGUGGAGGACUCGUUCCCUGAGAGAGAGAGACGUUAUGGUGAGGAGGAGCAAAACAUCACAUUGACCUAUGAAGAUGUUAAGAAGAAGAAACCACGCCAUGAGAGCUUCACUCGUGUGGAAGAAGUAACUGAGGAAGAUGAUUCACCUAUUGAACAAAAAUAUUUUGUAUCUGUUCCUGAUGAUCAUCCCAUUAUUAAUGAGAAAGAUGAUGACUCAGUAUAUGGGCAAAUUCAUAUCGAAGAAGAAUCAACUAUUAAAUAUUCUUGGCAAGAUGAAUUUUUGCAAGGCACACAGAGUAAGAAAGAUGAAGGUGUGAGCUCUCCAGAAGAAACCUACAAAGUGGUAGGGGAGGAAGCAAGUGCUCAUAUUUUAAAAGAGCAUCCUGAAGCUGAAACGUCCCAUGUUGAAUCCAUGGUGAUUGAAAAAGAAAUUAAAAUUCCCCAUGAAUUUCAGACUUCCAUAAAAGGGCUUUUGUCCAAGGAAACGAAGGACCCUAAACAUCAAUUGAAGGAAGCUUUGGAGCAGUUGGAGGGCAGUCUCCCAGAGAGUGUGAAAGAGGAGCUGUUUGCAUUAACAAAAGAAAACAAAGUUGAUGCUAGUAACCUAGAAUUUGAUAUCAAAAAAGUUGAUCAGAAGGAGGAAGGUGGCUCAGUGACCAUCGUUGCUGAAGUCAAUCUGUCUCAGACCCUUAAUACGGAUGAAUUCGAUGUGGCUCAGCUUGGUGAAGUACUCACGAGUGAGAAGGAAAAGGCAGCAUUGCAUACCCUGAAAAAAGGGAGCUCAGAGAGAGUUGUUGAUGGUAGAAGCAAUAUAGAAGUAGAUGUUUCUUCUCACACUCCUUUGGCUGAUCAAGAAAUCUAUCAGUCAUCCACAACGAGGCGGAGUGGUGGCACAGGGUAUCAUACCACGGAAAGAGUCAUCUAUGACGGUUCAGUUUUGGAAAGUGCAGAUUUUGGAGAAGUCUCUCACUCACCAGAAUCAACUGAUGAGACCAAGUCCACGAGGCGUAUUAGGAUUGGCCCAGCAGAAGUUCAGAGGUUUGAGCAGGUCAUGUAUGAAGGACCUGGUUCUGAAACGCUGGAGCUCAAUGCUGCAGAAGAUCUUGUUCACACGGAAGGAUCAUCAGGUUUUAGCCAAUCUGUGAAGCAUUUUAAACUGGGCCCUAAGGAAAUCCAAACCACAGAACAAGUGUUUUAUACAGGCCCUAUUACUACAGUUGUAGAAGAGAUUGAUUCUGGGAAUCUGUCUCAGAAGAUUUCAACAGACUUCAGCAGGUCCACAAGACGUGUCACAGUAGGAGCAAGGCAAGUAACUGAAGACUCUUUUGAAGAGCCUGUAUCAGACUCUCUGGCACUCAACAGCUCAGAUAACCUUUCUCAGACAGAAGGGUCUGUGGAUGUCAGCAGAUCAGUAAGGCACUUCAGGUUAGGUCCAAAAGAGGUUCAUACUGAGCAUGUUAUCUUUGAAGGGCCCAUCUCCGGUAAAGUGGAGGUCAGUGGCACUAGAGACUUCUCACAGGCAGAAAGUUCAGUCAGACACAUUCAGUUGGGUCCCCAAGAGUUUAUGACAGCUGAAAAGAUCAUCUACCAGGGGCCCAUCUCUGAGCACACAGAAAUCAGUGAACUGGAAGACCAGAGUCUUUCAGGAGGCUCAAGAUCUUUCAGGCAUGUUAAAAUAACUCCUGGAGAAACUCAUGCUGAGCAAAUCAUCUUUACAAGACCCAUUUCUGGAACACUGGAAGAUCUUUCACAAACAGAAGAGUCAUCUGAGAGCAACAGGUCUGUAAAGCAUAUUAAAGUAGGAUCCAAGGAAACAUCUUACACUUUUCAAAUGGAUGUUUCCAAUAUGGGUGGAAUAUCUGCAGUAAAAAGUGGAGAACAGCAAGCAGCAAUGCUGAUGUCCAGUAACCAAGACCCUUCUGUUAGUCACUCACAGGUCAGAGUUGAUCAGAUUGCAGAUGAAAAUACAGGAAGUGUCUAUGUUCACUCCAGUUUUUCCCAAGACCAUGGUGGAAAGGUGAUGGAACAGUCGUUUGAUAGAACUGUGCAGUUGCAGAGAACGGUCAACCAAGGGUCAGUUGUGUCUGAUGAAAAGAAAGUUGCUCUUCUCUAUCUGGACCAUGAGGAGGAAGAUGAUGAUGAGAAUGGAGACUGGUUCUGA